Messenger RNA from Acanthaster planci (crown-of-thorns starfish), 3080 nucleotides. RefSeq lists its product as uncharacterized. The record is from RefSeq and is a predicted model, not a curated record. Lineage: Eukaryota; Metazoa; Echinodermata; Asteroidea; Valvatida; Acanthasteridae.
UACGUUGAACUUGAACGCUCAGGGCCAGGGACUAGUAUGAGUCAUGGAUCAGAAACCGACCUAGGCUGUGUAUUCAUGCAAUGGGCCACGGUAGCCCGUCGUCAUACCGGAAACUGAAUCAACCGAGGCCUGCUAGUGUAUAAGGCGACCCGUGUCAAGUCUCUCCCCAUUUUGAUAAAGGCUGAUGUGCACAACGACUCAACGGAGUUCAGAGUCAACAUACAUACCAAAGAAAUCGCAGAAAUCAUGCCGAGCGCUGGAGCAGGCACACUCGCUCUCUCUGCUGUACUGGCGACCAUCAGCCUUCAGUACACAGCUUCACUGAGCCUCGACGAAGGCCCACAAGCGCAGGUUGCCGCAAACGUGGGCGACACGGUCGUACUCACUUGCGACUUGCGGAAUGUUGGGGAAAGGAGGGUGCACUGGUACCACCAGGAGACCCACCGAUAUCUCAGCAUAAACAGAGUCAUAUAUAGGCGGCUCCCCGAUGAGCUGGAGACACGACUGACGAUCCUCGGCGAUCCCAGUCGAGAGCAGUUUAAUCUGAGGAUAGAAUAUCUCCGGCAGUCCGACAGUGGGACUUACAUCUGCCAGCAUGCGUUUCCAGAAGGACUGGCCACGUCGGUGGCGAGUUCUACCUUGACAGUGUACAUCCCACCGGACCCUGGGUCACCAGAAUGCCGUGUGGACUCGAGUCGAAGAACUGCAGCUCAGGUCGGCGACUGGGUGACCCUUCGCUGUACCUCAACAGGUAACCCGCCACCCUUGGUCUCGUAUCACAGAGGGGACUCCGGUGAGGUCUUGGCCAGCACGACAUCCCCCGUGGCCCUUCAGUGGCAGUUGAUGCCGAAGGAUAACGGAGUGGACUUCACUUGCACCAUGACGUCCCCGGUCCUGAGCGGGCCAAGAACCUGCUCCGUGAGACCCCUGGAGAUAUUUCCGACAGCAGAGGUGUCACCGGCGCAGCUGACAGCAGAAGAAGGAACCCGUGCAUCCUUGGAUUGUCGAGGGUUCGGUGAGCCCAACAUCGCAAGGUACCGAUGGGAGAUCAGAGACACACUGACCCGGAGAGAACUGCCUGCGAACCGCUACUGUCUCAAUCCUUCCAGCCAGUCUGUGGAAAUCUCAUCAGUGCGAGAAAACAUCACCGCCACCUGCUUUGUCUCCACCCCCAGCGGCUUGUCAGGCAGUGCAACUGCCAUGGUCAAUGUGAUUCCCCCUAACAUAGUCACUACCGUUGGCUUGAAGUUUAACAGUACCUCCUGGGCACAUAAUGAUAAGACGACAAUUUCACCUCCUGCAAACACCACUCUCGCUACUAGCUCCACCUCAUCACUGUCAGCUAGAGGGAACUCUCGGCGUCCCAUUACUGCUGAACCGACUGGGAUCACGCUGCCCAUUACGCCAAUUGUUGCCGUCUCUGCAGCAAUCCUGGCCACACUCGUUGUCAUCAUUUGCAUCUUCUGCGUGCGUCGCCGCAGGCAGAAGCGCAGGAAACCGUUGGCGUCUAGCCUCCGGUACGACAAGGUUCGAGGCGGCAGUAGCGAGGAGUACUUCGGCGUAAGCUCUCCGACCAAGACAGCCGACACCACGGUCCAAAUGCAGCCCAUCGUGACUACCGAAGCCUGCCCACUGUACGCAGUGCCGGAUAAACCUAGACGGGGCCAGCCCCGGAACCUGGAAGAGGACCAGUUCUUAUCCAGCUCCGGGAUUCCACUGAAGGCGGUGUCUAACAAGCGGAGGAGAAACGGCUUCAAGAGGAGGCCGGCCCUGCGGCCUACCAGCUCCGCAGCAAACCACGCAGAAGGAACGGACUCUACACUGUGCGUCCAGCCAAAGAAGACAUCUAAACGAGUCAAAUGGAACCUGGACAUCAAUGGCUUCAGUGGAACAAAAUCGGGAGGCUCCAAAACAGCGGAAACUAAUUUAAUGUACGCUGACUUAGAUCUUGAUUCUUCGACAAGCAGCUCAGGAUCAAACGGUGACUCGACCAGACAAUCCACAGUAAGCACUGCGGAGGAGACGAUCUACGCACAGAUUUCCAACCGGAAACCAGUUUCUUUGGAUUUCGGUAACUUAUUAUAAACAAAAGACCAAGUGUGGCUGACUAUCAUCAGCGAACAGCGAUAAUCCCUUUUAAAGUAAAUACGCAUUUAAAAAACUUUUAACCAAUGGAUAAUUUUGUUGACUGCCAACCAGUGAUAUUGUAUGGGUUAUAAAAGUAUUGUUUCAUUAUAAAGUUGUCCUGCCCAAAAACCUGCAAAGAAAGUCAACAACUGAAUAUUAUAUUAUUGGUCAAGAUAUAUGCAUGCAAGGUGAUUAUGCAAACUAUAAUGUCACAUACUGUACUAGUUUUUAUAUAGCCAAUCAUGACAACUGAAUGAGCAAUGAAUAAAACUCAGUUAAAAAAUACAGCACAAUACUUACCGAACAGCCUGAGACGUAAACAAAGACACUGUUGUGUACUUUAAAUUACACAAUAUACAUGUAACUCCAAACGCCAGUAAAUGUUACUUGUCACGGUCAUGAUACAUGCACACAUGUAAUCGCGUAUCUGUUAUUUUAAACAGCAGUAUUUAACGGUUAAUCCUGAGCCAGAUGCAUCACUACAAGGCAACUAUAAAAAGUAGUUAUACUACCAAUAUAAUUCUGGUAUGGUUAUAUUAUGUAACUUAUGAUUGACCUAUUUGUAUAAAUACAGAUGCUUAUAUUUUUGGUAAACAAGGGUGAAAUUAAAUUGUCGAUUGAAUACAAUUGUUAUCGAAUAUAAACUACUCCUGGUCAUACAUGUACUUUUUAAACAGACAUACUGAGUAUAGUUCUUCGUUUUUCUCAACACUUCUGAAUACGCACUAGGAGACAUCCUUCUUUAAUGUGUAAAAGUUAAGAACUGGAUCAGGUGAAUGUGAUGGUGUUAUCAAUAAUGUUUACAUUACACCGUGAUAUUUGGGGGAGGGGGAGGAAUCGAAAUCUACGUCGAUUAUUUCGGAAAUGCAAACACCGACAUUGAUGUCAAAUGCUUCGAUUCGUGUUGAUACUUGGUCAUUUUCCUUACGAUCUUGGUGAAAUGCUUCUAUGUG